CCAGCGCGGCAGCACGGGCACUCCGAUCGUUGGAAUAUUUGUGCUUUAACCGGUAACUACUGGAUGUGGCAUUGGUCUGUCUCGACAAUCUGAAUCUGAUCUGUGAGUUUGGAUGUAACAGCGAUUUUUGUAUUGCUCCACACAUUCCCAAAUGACUGAGGGAGGAAUCAACGGGAGACUUUGUUCUCCGUCCCGCGCCUCUUAUACGGCGACCGUCGGGUAAAGUUUGAACGACCGGAAUGAUGGUUCACCUUCCUUGAGGGUCGCAAAAUUGUUCAUUAAUUUACGUCGACGAGGAAAACACGUCUUCUUCAAUCCAACGAGGACCUCUUUCUGGAAUUACUUGUUUACUGGAUUUAUUCGUAAAACAUGAAGAGUUUUAUUGUUGAGGGUGGUCACCUCCUCUGCUUAGUGUUAUGGCUUAACCUGAUGCCAGUGAUGAACGGCUGCCCGGCGAAGUGUGUGUGCUACAGUGAGCCAAAGCUAACGGUGGCCUGUCAACAGCAAGGUCUGUUCUCCAUUCCCACCGAAAUUCCCGUCCGUAGCCAGCGAAUAUUCCUCCAGAGCAACAAACUGACAGUGCUCCGAUCGACCAGCUUUAGUUCUGUGCAUAAUCUUACUGUCCUGUGGAUGUACUCAAAUAAUAUCAGCCAUAUUGAGGCGGGAGCAUUCUAUGGUUUGGAAAGACUGGAGGAAUUAGAUAUCGGUGACAACAGCAACCUUCGUAUCAUAAGUCCCACCGCGUUUCGGGGUCUGACCAAGCUGCACACCCUUCACCUGCACAGGUGCGGGCUGUCCGAGCUCCCAGUUGGAGUUUUCCGAGGACUGUUCUCGCUUCAGUAUCUCUACCUGCAGGAUAAUAACCUUCUAGCCUUGCACGAAGACACUUUCCUGGACCUGGCUAACCUAACCUACCUUUUCUUACACAACAACAAGAUCAAGGUGGUGACCGACCACAUGUUGCGUGGUCUGAUCAACCUUGACCGUCUGCUCCUACAUCAGAACCGCAUCAUACACGUGCAACAGCGUGCUUUUAAUGAUCUUGGCAAGCUGACCACGUUGUUUCUCUUUUACAACAACCUCACAAUGUUGACGGGGGAGACCAUGAACCCUCUGGUUUCCCUCCAGUUCCUAAGGCUCAACGGAAACCAAUGGAUUUGUGACUGCCGAGCCAAGCCAUUGUGGGACUGGUUCAAACAAUUCAAAGGGUCCAGCUCAGAGCUGGAAUGCCACCUUCCAACUACUCUGAAUGGGAAGGACCUGAAACGACUUAAAAGUGAUGACUUGGAGGGAUGUGUAGACGCUUCCUCGGAGGCUCAAACGAGCAUCUUCAACACCAAGGCACAUUCUGGAAAGUUCCUCUCACUGGAUGACCCUCUUAUUGAAAGCAUUCCUAGGUGCUGUCUUUCAGAUAAUGACAAAUCUUUCAUCAUCUCUAGUAAGUCACUCCCUGAUCCCUCAUCCUACAAUAGUCGUCAGAUCACCAACAACCCCCUGAAAGAGAAGGAGAACAUUUCCAAGACUAAGUACCGGGAGGUUGAUAGAGUAAAAAAUGACACCCGUAAUAAACAAAGUCUCAAUGAUGGUCCUUUGGGAACCUUGUCCAACAACCUUGACCAAUCCCUGGACAAAAUCAACCCAGAGCUUCUGGACAAUCUGGAACCUUCUACAGCGCCCUCUAGAAAGAAAACAAAGUGCUCCAAAAAGCCCAAAUCAGACCAGUCAUGUCUAAAGGGUCACGGAUCCACCAUUCAAGCACUGGGCCUUCUGUUUUUCCCCCUGUUCUGGUUGUCCCUUGCCUUGUCCUAGUUCAUACACUCAUCCAUCAGUUUGCUCUUGACAAUGACACUGAGAAUACCUGCAGUAGCCUAUGUGGACUGGCAAAGACAAUGAAAAGGGGGUUACGACAUUGCCCCGCAUGGUUGAGAAUGAAUAAGUUACAAUGCUAUAGACGCAUUAAAAGAAAUGGAUGCCUUUACAAAAUAAAUGAGAUCUAAUGUAUAUACAACUUGGUGCCCAAAUGUUUGUUCUACUGUAUGUACUUUAAAUGUGCUGUGUUUAAGAAACACUGCGGAGAGUUCCCUAUUCACAUCACCUCAAAAAAAGCUUCAACCGUUCAGAAAGUGACUAUUGUAGAUUAACCACAAAAAAAAAUAAAAAAUCCUGAAAACAUGACUAAAUGAGGAUGACGAAAGCACCCAGGAAUGUUGCAGAUGGGAAACCAAGGGGAGUGACAUGAUUUUGUUCCCGAUAAUUUUUUUUCUUUAAAAGUUGAUACCUGUGAUCUAUGCUGUUUUCUAUGUUUUUCAGUAUUUCAGUAAAGACAUAUGGUUAUCUCUCCCCAAAUAUCUCCUAUGUUCUGUUUUUGUCAUGACUCAGGUGGCAUUUGAUAAAGGAAUGCUGUCUAUUUGUUAACUGAAAUUGCGAUGGAAUCAUAAAAAUGCAUUUUAUUUUGCUGGUGUACGAGCAUAAAUACAGUG
Messenger RNA from Xyrauchen texanus (razorback sucker), 2480 nucleotides. Its product is annotated as reticulon-4 receptor-like. Gene Ontology annotation, molecular function: protein binding. Lineage: Eukaryota; Metazoa; Chordata; Actinopteri; Cypriniformes; Catostomidae. The transcript has 2 exons. Bases 370 to 1809 code for a protein of 479 amino acids. Gene Ontology annotation, cellular component: plasma membrane. The record is from RefSeq and is a predicted model, not a curated record.